Dermacentor silvarum is the source of this 6530-nucleotide messenger RNA. RefSeq names its product nucleolar transcription factor 1-A-like. NCBI's taxonomy places the organism in Eukaryota, Metazoa, Arthropoda, Arachnida, Ixodida, Ixodidae. The record is from RefSeq and is a predicted model, not a curated record.
UCGACCAGUUGGGAAGCAGCGGUUUGGCAGGAGGAAGUUUUGUUUUCCAAAGCAGACGCCGCCAGCCAGCAGGAGGGCUUUGAGCGGGUUGAAAUCGUGCCGUAACAGGCCGUCGAUUCACGUGUAUUUUUCCCGCGGUGUUUUUGUGGGCGCCACGGGCCUGUGCCGGCCAGCGCGGACGCACAGUCCGGUCCCUCCGGCGUGCUCGAGCGCUGCACCGUGACCCCGAUUCGCGUUCGCCGAGAAAAUGGCGAUGGCGGCGGCCCAGGCGACGGCGACGAUCAACCCUCCUCGACGCAAGAGCAGCGGCCCGAAGCGUCCUGCUCCUGCGGCAACCCCUGAUGACUCGGACAGCGACGGCGCCACAGCACCGAAGCGAACCAAGAACGGAGAUGGCGGGGCCCCUGAACACAGCGAUGUGGCCUCACUCAGCUGGAGCGUGGAGGAGUUGGGGCAACUGGUGAGCAACCUGGCCCAGUGCUUGCCGGCCAAUGACCUGGUCAAGUACACCACCAUGGUGGAGAAAGUUGACUGGGAGAAGGUGCGCUUUGGCUCCUACACAGCCGUCCAAUGCAAGGAGAAGUGGGCGCAGCUGAUGCAGAAGCUUCGGCGUUACCGCACGCUGACUGACCUGGUGGGGGAUGCGAGGGAAUGGCUCAAGCGCCCAUGGCUGCCGGGCAACGGUACGGCGCGCCGUCAGCGGCACCCAGGCCUGCCCAAGAAACCUUUGACCCCUUAUUUCCGGUUCUUCCUGGAGAAGCGUGAGAAGUACUCCCGCGAGAACCCUGAGCUGUCUAUGACAGAGCUGGCCAAGCUCAUCUCCAACAAGUUCCAGGAGCUUCCUGAGAAGAAAAAGCAAAAGUACAAGGAGAGCUUUGAACGGGACAAUGACGUGUACAAGGUGGAGCUCAAGAAGUUCAAGAAAGAGAAUCCAGACGCGUUUCCUGAGCCAGCCGGUAAGCAGCCGCCUGCUGGUGCUCCCGCCCUGCCACCCAGUGCGCCCGAGAAGCCGCAGACGCCCAUCCAGCUGUUCACUCUUGACCGUCUCAAGAAGCCCGACUUUGCCAAGUUGGACAAGAAAGAGGCCCAAGAGGAGAUCCGCAAGCAGUGGGCAGAGUUGUCUGAUGGUAAACGCAUCAAGUGGAUCCGACGAGCACUCCAAGACCAGCACCGAUACGAGCUGGAGGUCGCGGAGUACAGCCAGGCGUAUCCGGGCUUCAAGGCAGCCGCAGUAAAACCGAUACUGAGCAAGGCCGAGCAAGAGUUCAAGGACAAGUGCGACGGAAAGCCUGAGCGGCCUCCUAACUCCGGCUACAGCCUGUUUUCGCGCAUCAUGCUGCGGCAACUGAAGAAUGUACCGGCUAAGGAGAAGAUGGCAGAGAUCUCACAGCUAUGGAAGAACCUCAGCCAACCAGAGAGAGAUUCCUACAACAAGCAGGCCACCAAGGCUAAUGCCAAGUACAAGGAGAAAUAUGCAGCCUACCUGAGCAACCUUCCAGAGGAAGAGCGGCAAAAGGUUGAGGCCGACUCAGCGCCGCACAAGUCGGUUGCAUCUGCCGGCGGGGGUGCAGCAGCCAAAGGAAAUUCCAAGGGCAGCAACCUGACUGCGUCGGGCAAGGGAAUCCGUGCCACACCUGGCGACGAGAACCAGCCCCCCGCAGGAGAGCGACCAAAACCCAAGAAGCCCCUGUCGGCCAUGUUCUUCUUCCAGCAGGAGAAGCUGGCCGCCAUGAAGGAGCGCUGUCCACAGAUGUCCCACCAGGAGGUGAUGCGCGCGCUCGCCCGAGAGUUCUCCGAGCUGCCCGAACGCAAAAAGGAGAAAUACAAGAAGAUGGCCACAGAAGCGAAGGAGAAGGCCAUUGAGGAAACAAAUGGACACAAAGUCAAAGAGGAGAAGGUGCAUCAGGUACCCACUGUGCCCAACCUCAACAGGAGGAACCGGCUCUUCAAAGGGGAACCAAAAAAGCCACCCCAGAGCGGCUACGGGGUGUUCUCAACGGAAAUGCUCAGCCAACUGGUCGACGUGGAUCCCAAGAACCGCAUGGCCGAGAUCGCCAAGCGCUGGAACGCUAUGCCGGACUCCGACAAGGAGCGCUACAAGCGUGCAGUCCAGGACUUGCAGCGCAAGUACAACAAAGAGCUGGCGCGAUUUCUUGAGGGUUUGAGUCCUGAGGACCGGCUUGAGUAUGAGGCACGGCGAGCCAGGAUGAAGGCCAAGCGCAAGGGUGGAGCGAUAAAGGCAGCUGCCACCCGCAAGGAGAAGAGGCGCAAGGCUGCUGCCGCUGCUGACGACGCCAAAGUCAAGGAGGAGGAUGCAUCAACAGAGGAGAGCAGCUCAGAAGAGUCCUCCGAUGAAGACGAAGAUGAUGACGAGGAAGAAGAGGAGGAGGAGGGAGAGGAGGAAGAGGGAACUGAGGAGAAGGCUGGCAAGUCCGAUGACGAGGACUCAGAUUCGAGCUCUGAAGAGGAGGAAGAAGAGGAAGAGUCUGAAUCUGGCUCCUCAGACUCAUCUAGUAGCGACGAGUCGGACGAGCCCUCUGCCCCCACGUUGCCGCCAGUAGUCCCCAAGCAGCAAGCCCUGCCCUCCAAGAAGCAGCAGACACCUGUCAUCAAGAAGGAAGAGGCACCGAGCUUGGCCACAGCGCCGGUAGUGGCUAAGACCGAGCCCAACACGAACCAUGAAGAAGACGAUGAGGAAGACAGCAGUGAGAGUGAUAGUGACAGCAGUUCAGACAGCAGUGACGACGAUGACGACUCCGAGUCGGGGUCAGACAGCAAGGACUGAGGUCGCCGUGCCCCUUCUUGUUACGAGGACGGGGACAAGCCUCCUGUGUUGUGCUGUAGGACGAAACAGUUGUGCGAAGGAGCGCAGCAACGUCAUUUGUGGCCGACAUUCUCACGCAAGGUUGUCGCCUUCUCCGUCUUGCCCCUGCCACGGACUGUUAUUAGCCGUGAAGAUGCAGAUGCCGAAAGACUCGUGCUGCCGAAGUUCUGGCACCUCUCCACGCUCUAUCUAUAAAGUGCCUGCGAGACUAUCUGCGGUGGCUGCGUGACAUUGCAGCGGACUCUACAAUCGCAAUGUGUUAGCUUGACUUGUCGUGUUGUCGGCCCUGUGUUGCUACACGCAAAAAGAGAGACUGGGGGGAAAAAAAAAUGUCAGUGUCGCGUCGCAGGCUCAAUGAAGGCUUGCUUUGCAUAUCUCAUAGUAAAAUACUGAGGAGGGAUCCCAUCAUAUGUACGGUGCUGCCGUGCCUUUGGCAAUUCAGAGCACAGUGUUUCAAGGGUGGCCGUUUUUUGAGAGCAAUGAGAGAGUGGUGAAAAUUAGCCUAUGAUAAUGACAUUAGCUCACCAGUGCAUGUGCUUGUACUGCCAUACCAAGCACACCUUUAGAAACAUUCUUACGAGCUGAAAUGCUUUCCGUAUUUCCUCCAUGAGCGAGGCCACUUGUGAAGCUUUUUGUUGAUAUUGUGUAAUUUGACUGCUGGCGUUAUCACUUACUAAUUUUUCGCACUCUUUCAGGGCCACCGAAAGCCAGUUUUCGUACCCUCUACACAAUACUGCUUGUCUUUUUAAGCUUCCACCAUACGUGUUAUGAACAUGUUUCACCUGGCACACAUGCCUAACUUUUUAAUGGUGAGCAGCGGUCUACCGUGUGCAUUCUAUUCAGGCCAGAGAAAAUCGAAUUGUCCGUUUAGUCGAUUGCUUUCUUUAGUUCUCCUAUUUCCUUAAAAAAUGCUGGAAUGAAAGUUGUGUCUCCCUGCCCAAUUGAAAACUCCUCGCUGUCAAUGCAGAAAGGCUUUUCCAGCUGUUUGCCUUCUCUGCAUUUUUAAUAGCAUUUACUUCUGCAAAGCCGCUUGUGGCUAAAAUUACUUUGUAGCUGCUUUGGAAGCCCAAGGCAUCUUAUUGGGCAUGUGCUGUUUUGAGCAUGUCCCCUUGAUACACACUUUUGUGAUCUGACGUUGUCAGUUACAGCUGCCAUUCUAGUUCGAGUCUUUCCGAUUUAGUUUGAGGUCCUCACUGACUUUCUUUCUUCUUGUGUUGUGCCUUUCAAUCAUGCCCUGCAGAGCAUCGUACGUUUUUAUCUGCUCUGCUCUCGUAGAACUUUUUUACUGAAUCACUGGAACAUGUUGUGCAUUCUGGCAUGUCCUUCAACUUAACACUUAAACAAAAUACUCACUGCAUAUAAAUUUUGCAAACUGAAGUUGCUUGCAUGUUCUGUUUUUCCGCAUGCACAAUAUUGGCUGCUUAAAGUGACCCAUAGUGUGGAGUUAAGCAGGCACUACUAGCUUUGGGGCCGUGCCAUCGAACCUGCUUACUCAACUUUUAUUUAAGCACUUUCAGUCUUAAAUAUGCUCAUAGCAGAUUCGUUAUGAUGCAAAGCAAGCAAAGGUAUUUGCACUUGAUUUGAGCACUGGAAUUGCAUUCAGCAUCACAAAGCUGGUUCGUGUCAUUAGCAUUCAUUUGGAGGCAUCGGCAUAUUAUGCAAUGUGAUAUUGCACUCUUAUAACUGGUAUUUGUAAUUCCUUGGUCGCUUCCAAGGCAGCUAUGAAAGGCGGCUGCACAUGUGAUGAAAAAAAAGUCUUCUCUGUCAUUUUCACUGCAGAUAUGGUGCCACGAUACUUACAAAACAUUUAUUUAAUUACUUGUCAUUCAGCACUGCAGGCAAGUACUGUAACUAUUAAGCGCAGCGCAAGUUGUCCUAAAAUUGUGAUGUCAUUGUUUUCAAGCUGUCUGAAUGUGUAGCUUCAAAUUGCCCAUGUGUUGCCGUGCUGCUGGGAGAUCUGCGCCUUGGUUGUUGCUUUGUGGAUUUUGGCACUUUUGAGUGCGAAGUGAGAGUCUAUACUAUUAACUGCUAACUGUUCAUGCUGAUGAAAGUGAGAUCUUUGUAGAUUUUUCUUCCUAGUAGAUUUGUGAGCUUAUGCAUUGUUUAAAAGCCUAAGCUGCACUGCAAGAAUUAAUUCAAUCAAGUAUUCUUUUCUUUUUUUUUUUUACAUUAAGCAAGAAAGUAUUUUAGCCAUUAUGAAAAAAAAAAAAAAUGUGUUGCUAAGUUAGAGCCAGGUAGUUCUGCCAAGGUAAGAACUCAUUUUUAGCUGUGCUGCAAGUUUCCACCAUGAAGAUGAACAGUAGCAUCAUUUUUUUACUUUUGUAAACUUUUGCCUAUGUCCAGCGGGCAACUUUCAGGAACAGUGUGCAUGGCUUCCUUCCAAAGAUGCGUGACGAUAUUCCAAUUGUCUCGGCGAGAAGUCGUUGAACUGAGCCCAAAGCCAAAGUUUUCAUGAUGGGGAGGCCAGGGUUUAGUACUUAUCAGAAGUUGCUGUGGCUUGUCACUCGAUACUCUUGCAUGGCAAGUUGGCGCAGAAUAUUAGAAGCAAUGUGAUUUAAGGAUGUGCAGAAUCGCAUAUUGACAAGGGAAUCAGAUGUGAAAGUUUUUUCUGGCUAAAUGCUGGCUCAUUUACAUGUACUGUUGUCACAGAGGUGGCACUUCAUGGUGCAUUUUGUUCAACGCCAUGCCUAGACGUAGUACUUAGCUGUUUCUUCCUGAAUUAAAUCAAAUUUGCGUAUCUUAAGCUGCGGUACCACAUGAAAAACGCAUAGUGGAAGGAACAGUGGUCAAAAGUUUAUCAGCCACGGGAUAUAGGAAAACACUGAAUUUUCCAACAUACUCAGCCAAUAAAACUGAACAAUAUGAUGUUCACAAAUACUAGUACAAGCUAAGAUGCCAGGCUGCAGAAGUGUUCAGCUUUUUCGCAGAUCCUGCUGUCCAUAAACUUUUCAGGCGAACUGCAAUUGUAAAUAAAAUAUGAAUCUGAGCGCAGAAUUAAACAAAAGGCACCAUAUAGUGGUGCCUCCGUGUAAAAUUUGAGCGUUAGGUGAACCAGCUGUUUAGCCAGUAGAAAUCUCUAUCACAGGCUCGCGUGGCAAUGCAACAUAUGACCAGCGCCAUCUCAUAUUUCUUCAAAAUUUACACUUGCCUAAAGAUAAAUGGCAAGCUUCACAGCUUUUGUGAGCAUUGUGGCCUUUUCUGCUGUUAGAGCAAGCUGGCAUACCUCCAAGUUGGUGCACAGGAAUGCUGCAUGUUCUGAGCAGAGGCUCAUAGGUUCCUUACAAUACUAAACGGGCCACUUAGUGCAGGAGACAAGUUGUGUGCCUUUCCUUGUGCCCUAGAGAGAGAGAGAACUGAUGCGAUACAAUGUGCCAUCACUGUACGAGGUAUGCUUGCAUGUAUGCAUGUGCCAUGUAACUGUAUAAUUGUCCAUGUCCCUUCUCCCAAUUUCUUUAAUGGGCUUAAGCACAAUAGCCCCUGCCUGUAGUACCCCCAACCCUUGCGGUGUACUGUCAAGUUGUAUUGUCGUUUCGUUUUCCUCCAAGAGUUUGUACAAAAGUACAACUUGUGCGUUGUGUAGGCACCCGUAACACGAACUGCCACCGUCAUUAUUCCAUCAUCACCAACUAGUCUGUUUUCUGCCUUAACAGGGACGCAGAAGGGUGUUUUUUUUUUUUUUUUAGUAAAUAAAAGUGUCAAAACACUG